Messenger RNA from Camarhynchus parvulus, 418 nucleotides. RefSeq names its product histone H4. The coding region runs from base 45 to 356 and encodes 103 amino acids. Gene Ontology annotation, molecular function: protein heterodimerization activity; structural constituent of chromatin; DNA binding. Gene Ontology annotation, biological process: nucleosome assembly. The transcript has a single exon. Gene Ontology annotation, cellular component: nucleosome. NCBI's taxonomy places the organism in Eukaryota, Metazoa, Chordata, Aves, Passeriformes, Thraupidae. The record is from RefSeq and is a predicted model, not a curated record.
GGCCUUUCUUAGUUUGUAGCGCUUGUUGUUCUGAGCGAGUGACCAUGUCUGGCCGGGGUAAGGGCGGUAAGGGGCUCGGCAAGGGCGGCGCCAAGCGCCACCGCAAGGUGCUGCGCGACAACAUCCAGGGCAUCACCAAGCCGGCCAUCCGCCGCCUGGCUCGGCGCGGCGGCGUCAAGCGCAUCUCGGGGCUCAUCUACGAGGAGACGCGCGGCGUGCUCAAGGUUUUCCUGGAGAACGUCAUCCGCGACGCCGUCACCUACACGGAGCACGCCAAGAGGAAGACGGUCACGGCCAUGGACGUGGUCUACGCCCUCAAGCGCCAGGGUCGCACUCUCUACGGCUUUGGCGGCUAAACUCGAGUUUUUGCAGCGCUGUAGCGCUUUUACAACACAAAGGCUCUUUUCAGAGCCACCCA